Messenger RNA from Glycine soja, 718 nucleotides. Its product is annotated as organ-specific protein S2-like. The record is from RefSeq and is a predicted model, not a curated record. The coding region runs from base 106 to 399 and encodes 97 amino acids. The transcript is spliced from 2 exons. NCBI's taxonomy places the organism in Eukaryota, Viridiplantae, Streptophyta, Magnoliopsida, Fabales, Fabaceae.
UAUGAUAUAAAUAUAUAUGUGUUAAUCGUGGGUCACUUGUGCCCUAAAGAAAUAUCCAGAAGCUGUAGACAACUCUAGCAAAAGUGUCCACAGAUUAGUAUACACAUGAAGUCCAAUUUUGCUGUUUUCGUAGUCUUCUCUCUUCUCCUGAUUGCCAACUUGAGCUGUGCAAGGAAAGACCUGGGAUGGUAUUGGAAGAAUGUGAUGAAGGAGCAACCUAUGCCACAAGCAAUUAAAGACCUUGUUGAGGAUUCACAAGCAUCAGCUGCAGGGAAGAAGGAUCGUUUUAUCAGGGACUUCGAUGUAAAGCCUAAUGUCAUAUUAUAUCACACCCAUGUUGUGCCCAUGAAGCAGAAGCAUAAGCAUAAGCAGAAUCCUUUUGUCAAGAAUCAAGAUUGAAGUAAAGCACGAUAUGCCAUGGUUGAACAAACUAUAUAUAUCAAAAAGGGUUGUAACCAGUUGAGACCAUGAUGCAUAUUGUCUUGUUUGGGCUAGCGAUUGACGUUUGAGGCUUUAUUAUUUUGCAGGAAAUUAAUUAAGCUGUUAAUUAGUGUUUCAAAACUUGUAUUUUAUUAAAAGCUUGAGCCCUUUAGUUAUAGAUAGAUAUAGCUUUAAUUGUGGUUAUCUAGUUAUCGUUCCUUUUGCUGCAUCUGCUUUUGAUUGGUCUUGAUGAAAUUUAUAACAAUAAUCAUACUGUAUCUUGUUCUUGUCAGGAUUA